CCAUGUUGAUCUGUCGGUAUUCCUUGUCAUUGUCACGAUGGCGAGGAGAUGGAUCGGCGUCGGUGCGGCGUUCGCGUUUGCGAUGGCCGUGGCACCGACGAUCGUGAUGGGGGCGACGGUGGAAGACACAAAGCUACAAGUGAAGCGCCCGUUCAUUGGUAAGAUAGGUGAACUUGUCAACAUCACACUGUCGAUCCCAGUGGGCAAGCGCGUCCAUCACCGCAUCGUGGCGACCAAGUCGCAGACACAGUUCAUGGGGCUGCGCUUCUCAACAUUUGACCUGGCCCCUGGCGACUCGCUUCAAGUGUUCUCGGAUAGCAACAGCUUCACGUACUCGGGCCAUGGUCCAUCGAGUCACUUCUCGGACAACGUCCAUGGCAAUGCGUUGGAAUUCUUGUACACACCAGGCCACUCCCAUGCAUCGACAUCGCACGAAGGCAUUACGAUCACGGCGGUGCUCGAAGGGUUUCCAUCUUCGACAGGCCGAGAAGACGUGUGCGGAGUCCAGCCGCAGUGGUGGCCGAAUGUGUGCAACGCCACAAAGCUCCCCGACGCGUACAAAAACUCCAAGUCCAUUGCACGGCUCACGAUGGACGGAAUCAAGUACGGCACAGGGUUUUUGGUCGGGUGCGAUGGAUAUUUCCUCACCAACAACCACAACGUCAACACGAAAGCAAGUGCGUCGACGCUCAAGUUUGAAUUCGGCGCCGAGAGCGCCACUUGUCGCGACCCGUGCAACUCGGUGGCGUUAGGGUGUCCUGGCAGUGUCGUGGUCACGGGGGCCAAUUUGCUUGCCACUGACGAAACCCUCGACUACUCGUUGCUCCAAUUGAGUCCUCGAAAUCGAGCGCGCGUUGCCCAAUUUGGCUACCUCAGUCUUCGCAAAACAGCCCCCACGUUGCACGAGCCCAUUUACGUCAUCCAUCACCCGGACGGGUUUCCCAAAGCGUUUACGGACCGCCUUGAAAACGGAACCGAGACCGUCGUGACGAGCGUGUCAGUCCACAACGAGUGCGGCAAGGACCAAGUGGGAUACAUGGCCGACACACGGGGCGGGUCGUCCGGGUCGCCAGUCUUUGGCCGGGUAGACCACAAAGUCAUUGCGCUGCACCACUGUGGGGGCUGCGAAAACGUCGCGCACGCCAUGUCCAAGAUUGUCGCCGAUCUAAAGAAGAAGCUCAAGGGAAACGUACCUCGAUGUUUCUUUCACUCCCACGAAGCCAAGAGCACGUGUUCGCUUCCAGAAGAACACGUCGAGUUUGUCGGGUACGACUGCGGAUCGGUCCUAGCCGCGAAUCCCGCGCUCUGCUGUGGGCUGUGCAGCAAGCACAAAAGAUGCAAAGCCUUCACAUGGACCAAGCUGGACAGACAUGCUGACGGCGGCACCUGCUGGUUUAAGAGCAUGGUCGGGACGCCCGUCCACACUCUCGGCGGCGUGUCCGGUGUUGUCCUGGGCGAGUAGCACAACCCCGUGAUGAUACCAACAUAUCCAUCUUAAUUUAAAUCAAGCGAAUCGCGGCCGCCGUGCAGUCGUUCGUGG
Messenger RNA from Aphanomyces invadans, 1540 nucleotides. RefSeq lists its product as hypothetical. The record is from RefSeq and is a predicted model, not a curated record. Gene Ontology annotation, cellular component: extracellular region. The coding region runs from base 38 to 1462 and encodes 474 amino acids. Gene Ontology annotation, molecular function: protein binding. NCBI's taxonomy places the organism in Eukaryota, Oomycota, Saprolegniomycetes, Saprolegniales, Verrucalvaceae. The transcript has a single exon. Gene Ontology annotation, biological process: proteolysis.